GAGAGGGCUAUGACGGAUUAGGAGGAAUCAAAUCUAGGCUGCUGCCACUGUUAGGCUCAGGUCUCCUUGCAACUGGAAUCACUGCACCAAUGAGCAUCUUCUCCGCAGAAGAAAAACCUUCAGACAACAAGGCCUGCAAGCCACCAUGCGAAAAAUCCCCGGGCGGAAGUGAUCCUGUUGUCACACAGCUGGAACCUUCCUUUGUUGGCUCUGAGUUAAAGUCACUUGAACAGGAAAACGAGCGCCUACAAAACAAGUUAAUACAAGCCGACCAAGGUGCUCGACGGUCCGCUCAGCCUACUGGAAAGUCUGGAACGAGAGCUUCUGACAGCUUGGAAGCAUACUCCGGGGAACGCAUCUCGGGUAACACGCACGGCAGUCUCAAUGGAAUAAGCCCCCUAAGUACACACGACCCCAUUCAGCGAAGUAGACAGCAAUUGGUCGUCAUGCGCUUCAAUGAGCUCUUCUCCGGAGGCCGGAUAGAAGCGAUGAACCUACUGCGUAGAUACUCCAAUGAUCACGAUAUGAAUCAAAGCAUCGUUUUCAACGCAAUCAUGGAGUCUUUUAAUGUAGCCAGAGCCCAUUUUCGAGCGUAUCGAAAUAGAUUGCGAACAAAAAUGGCAACAACUACCAAUCCACCUUCCUCGGAAACUUUGGACGAACUGGUGCAGUCUCAUAUCAAUGUGCAUGGAAGCUUCGCGGCCAACCUUCCAGCAAUGACGCAAGAGGUUUUGUUGGCGAUGGAACAACACAGUCCCCGGUUGCAGAGUCCAUCAGAGGCACUCGGCUUCGAAAUUAUCGGUGAUUUCAUUCAUGAAGCCUGUAAACUGGCCUGGGAGUGCUCAGUUCUAGCCCAUCCUAUCGACGUCUACAGACCGGCCUUCGCAAACGAGGUAGCUCGGGUGCGCUGUUUGGUUGUUGGUCUGUUUGCCGAGCUUGGCAGUUGGAUUGCAAACGUUUCACCCACUCAACCCUGCACUGACGAUGUCACCUCGAUUGGUGAUGAAACAUACCGCCGUAGCCACGAUUCUUCGUAUUCUGCCGUCCUCGUUCAUCAUCAUAUCUGGCCUUGCCUUGUCCAGGAUGGUAGUGUUAUUGCCAAAGGCGAGGUCUGUACAAGGCGUGGUAGGCCUUCGUACAGUACGAGACAUG
This is a messenger RNA of Opisthorchis viverrini, 1152 nucleotides long. RefSeq lists its product as hypothetical. The annotation marks the transcript as partial. The record is from RefSeq and is a predicted model, not a curated record. Gene Ontology annotation, cellular component: mitochondrial outer membrane. The transcript is spliced from 6 exons. Gene Ontology annotation, biological process: mitochondrial protein catabolic process; mitophagy by internal vacuole formation. NCBI's taxonomy places the organism in Eukaryota, Metazoa, Platyhelminthes, Trematoda, Opisthorchiida, Opisthorchiidae.